AUGCCUUGUGUGGCAAGGAGGUUCUUUGCCAUGAGUGGGAUGGAGGCGACUAAAUCAGAUAGCUUGGUGCAAGUUGUGGUGUCAGCUUCUUCAGUGUGUGUUGGGUGCCCCGUGGUAAUUGAGGGAUGCAAAGAUGAUGGAUUUGUUGGUCGCCAAUCGCAUUCUCACUGUGCGCAACAGAGAACUAUGUUUCCUUAUUCAUUGGAAGGAGGGUUGCUUCAACACAACAAACAUGGAAUAAGAUGA
This is a messenger RNA of Sphenostylis stenocarpa, 246 nucleotides long. The record is from the annotation of a GenBank genome assembly. Lineage: Eukaryota; Viridiplantae; Streptophyta; Magnoliopsida; Fabales; Fabaceae.